Molecule: messenger RNA, 2697 nt
Organism: Candida dubliniensis CD36
Lineage: Eukaryota; Fungi; Ascomycota; Pichiomycetes; Serinales; Debaryomycetaceae
Product: CCR4-NOT core subunit
Exons: 1
Coding region: 1-2697 (898 amino acids)
Source: RefSeq, a predicted model, not a curated record
AUGCUGGAUAACGAUUCAGAGGAAGAUAUAGAAAGCUUUGAAGUCGAUUUUACAGUUCCUGUGAAUGCCCCCACACUGAAUUUGACUGACCGACAUGACUUUAUUGCGGGACUACUCCAAUUGCCACCAGGAGACAACAACCUUGCACAACUAAUAUUUAAAACAAUAGCUUCCUUGUGUGAUCCAUUCACACAACCUGAGGAAUCUGCAGAUUUUGUACUAAGUGUUGACUGCAUAGCAGAUUUGGCCAUAGCUGUUCUGUUCAAAUCUUACAUGGAAGAACAAAGCACCGAUGACAUUCCAAUUGAGUCAAUUAAAUUUGAUAUCUCAACAAUAUUAUUCACAAUUUUAAGCAAAAUACAUGUCCUACUAAAUGCCGAUGAUGAGUUAGAAUUAAGAUACAUUGAGAACGAUGAAAACCACUAUAUGAAAAACUUGCACCUUUGGACGCCAAGCGAAAUUAUUGCCAGCAACGAUUAUAAUCUCAGAUUACUUUAUUCGAUUGCCUGCGUUGUGAUUUCAGCCAUGUACAAAUUAUUUAUUCCUAAAUCAGGUGAUUACAACUUGACUACCAAUCCUUACUUGCACUAUUUUCUCAAACUAUGGAAAUGCCACACUAAUAUUAUACUACUUGGAUUAGCAAUAGACAGAAGAAUUGAAUUUCUCAAUCACGAAAACGGGGAAAAUAAAGAAACACCGUAUAUAAUCCAACAAACCCUAAAAGGUUCAAGCUCCAUACGGUGCGUGCUAGCCUGGAUCCUAAACAAGAAUCCUUCGUCAACGCCAGUAUUUGAUGAUGACUUGUCCAUACAUUCAGAACAGUCAUUGGAUAUAAAAAAUGAGACAGUUUUCAAUUUCAUACAACCUUUAGCCCGAAAUGACAGCAAUGGAGGAGCAAUACUGCUAGAUAUGAGGUUGGUUACAAUCGCAUUGUUGAUACUAUAUUCAGGAACAUCGUUUACGGCUGGGGCCCAUCAAAGUAACGAGAAGCCUUCAAUAAAUCAAGAACACGCAAGUAGAAGACUAAACCAAUCCACAAAAAUAUCAGAGGUGGGUGAUAUUUUAAUCGAUUUGGAAUACGCUGACAGAUUUGACGAAGAUAUCAAGUACAUGUUUGAAUGUGAAUUCUAUGACGAAGCAGAAGACGACGAAGACAAUGAUAUUGACGACAAGGAAUCAUCAACCGAAGGUGAGUCUAAGAAAGGAAAGAAAGAUAACGGUGUCUCUGUAAUACCAUCAGAGAUUGCAGAAAGCCUUAUAGUACCUGAGCUUGAGUUUGAUGAUUUUGGAAGAGAUUGGCGAGAUAUUCCUCGAGGGGGGAAUAAUGAAUUCAACGAUCUGUUUGUAACGAAACUCAAAGAAUUUGAAGCUUUACCAAACAAAACUGAUUCGGAUAACUUUUUUGCUUCAUGGGAUGAAUUGUACCACACAUUUGAAUUUUUGAGUACAAAUUCUAUUGAGGGCAAUUCUCAGGCCGAAUGUAAAAUUGGACAAGUGGUAAUUAACACAAUAGCAAAGUCCAUUUUAGACAACACAGAAAACCGAGAGUCAUCAAUAACACCAGCUAAGAUUUAUCAGUAUUGGGCGUCUCUGGCUAGCAUGGAAGCAAUCAAGAUAACACAAGAUGACAAUAACAAGAUGAUUGUACCGAUAUUCAACGUUACAAAUUUUGAGUUGUUCUUUCAUAAUAACUCACAGCUUGCCAGAGCAGCGAUGGACGAAAUGCUUAUGUGUAAAGGCCACAGAAGGUUGCUCAUUUGGUUUUUAACUCAUAAUAUAAAUAUAUCGAUUUCAUUGGUAGACUACAUUUAUGAAUUGCUAGGGGGACUUCGCGGCACUAAAGAUAUAACUUUUCCUUAUAAAUUUACCAGAAAGGGUGGGAAAGUGUACUUAAGUGAAAUCGAACAGCUGAUGCUUUUGCACGAGUUCUUAACCAACAGUAGCGUUUAUUUGUCAGCCACUGAUGGGAUCGAUAUAGACGAUGGUUAUCAAGUGUUCUUAGCGGAAUCAAUUGCGAAAAAGCUUUUGUCUGUACUAUGUCUCAUGAUCAAUCACUUCAUCCAGUUGGGCAUAAUAGAUUUGUCAGGAAGCAAGACCGAUGACCUUCAUGAUUAUACAAAUGAGUUGCAAGUGUUGCUCAUCAAUUGGAUUGGGAAAGUUCCAGAGGCGAGGAAACUAUUUUUUAAAAUAAAGAAUGCCAAUGCUGAAGAUAAAAAAACAACUGAUAAUUUUGAUACGACAGUAUCAAGAGAAGAUGAGAUAAAAUUGAUUGAAAAUUAUGAAAAGGAAUCAACUGAAGCAAUCAGUACAGAUGUGGAUAAAAAUUUGAGAAACAGGAGGAUUAUCGAGUCGUUUGCAAAAAGAAUUGAACGUCAUCUAGAAGCCUUGUUAAGCCAAAGUGGAGAAGCAUCCAACUUAGAAGAAAUAAAUGAUGAUUUUAGAUACUUCCUUGCCAACUUCAACACGUUGUGUAAGAUCGACUAUCUUGCAGAACUUCUUUUUGAAAGAUUUGAACCCGUCAUCUCAUCGGGAUCAAUAUCGAAGUUGGGUGCAAAUACAGAACCUAACGAAUGUUUUGAUGCUGAAUUUAAUACUGAAUUCUUAAAUGGAGAAGGGAGAUUUGAAGUGAAAGAAACAAAGCCACAGAAUGGUUCUAAAAAGAAAUCAAAAAAGAAGAAAAAAUCCAAAAAGAAGUAA